Closterium sp. Naga37s-1 is the source of this 1269-nucleotide messenger RNA. The record is from the annotation of a GenBank genome assembly. NCBI's taxonomy places the organism in Eukaryota, Viridiplantae, Streptophyta, Zygnematophyceae, Desmidiales, Closteriaceae.
AUGAUCACUCUAUCUGCUCUUUGCUAUGCUCCUGCUCCCCCCCCCCUGCAGUUCCUGCUCUUCUUUGCAUGCUCCCUCAACCCCGCCUCCCUGGCGGCUGCCUUCGCCUCUCAUCUCACCGACAUCCUCACAUCACCCUCACGCUCCCUCAACUCAAGAAUGUCUGCUGCAGCCUACCUGGCCAGUUUCCUCGCGCGAGCAUCCUUCAUCCCACUCAUGCACAUCGUCUCCUCCCUCACUCGAGUGGUGGAGUGGUGCCUGGCGCAUUCCCACAGCCGCCGCCCCGACUCACCCACUGGCAGCACCACUGCUGCCAGCAGCAGUAGCAGAGGGCGAGAGAGGAGGCAGGGCAAGGCGGAGAGGGCAGCCCCCUCGCCUAGAGCAAGCAUGGGCGGGGCCACAAGAGGCCGGGAUGGGGGUGACACUGGUGGCUCGGGGUCUCCUCGCUCGCAACCCCCCUUGGCGCCCUCGCCACAGGAUCACAUCUUUUAUGCCGCAUGCCAGGCGGUGCUGUACGUGCUGUGCUACCGCAUGCAGCACCUCGUUGCCGACUCACACGCCAACUCCGCCCUCCACGCCAUGCCGCUCAACCAGCUGCUCUCCUCCCACCUGCGCCCCCUCUCAGUGUGUUUGGAGUCGGUGGUGUUUGAGUUCUCCCGCCAGGCCAAGCUGCUCUCCCUGCUGGACUGCGAUGCCAUCACUGCAGCGCAGCAGCAUGCAGAGCACGGUGCUGGCAGUGCAGGGGGGGGGGAGAGGGCAGCAGCACGGUUCGGAGGGGAGAACGAGCUGGACAUGUUCUUCCCCUUCGACCCCUACCUGCUCCACCACUCCCUCAGGUUCAUCGAGCCCAUCUUCAACCGCUGGACUCAGCCGUUUGCGGACGAGUUGGCAGCAGCCGAGGACGAGGAGGCAGACACUGAGGACGAAGACGAGGAGGAGGACGAGGAGGAGUACACGGAUGAUGAGGAGGAAGAGUCAUCAUCAGAGGGGGAGGACAGUGCAGCAGAGCGCCUGGGCAUGAGCUUCAGUGCCAGCGAUGCCUCGCCCGCCGACAAGCUCAUGGAGCAGGGGCUGCGGGCAGGGAGGGGAGCAGUGGCAUGCCAGGGCAGAGGAGGAGGCAGAGCGCGAGGGCGGGGUGGACCCGGGGUGGUGCAUGAGGAGAGUGAUUCGGAGGAUGAGCAUGAGGUGGAGGCCAUGUCCUUCACACCGCCGGCACAUGCCCCUUUGCCGGCCCGUCUCCCAGGAAAGCUUCCUUCCAGGCUUCGAUAA